Penicillium taxi is the source of this 3390-nucleotide messenger RNA. Its product is annotated as vWFA and PH domain-containing RING finger protein. Bases 1 to 3390 code for a protein of 1129 amino acids. NCBI's taxonomy places the organism in Eukaryota, Fungi, Ascomycota, Eurotiomycetes, Eurotiales, Aspergillaceae. The transcript has 3 exons. The record is from RefSeq and is a predicted model, not a curated record.
AUGUGGAAACGACCUUCUCCCACGAAUGCUGCUAGGGAUGAUUCACUUCGUCUUCCUGACAUAGGCUUCCUAGGUCGUUCGAAGAAGAAAGCAUUUGAUCCUGAUUCCCAAUCACAACUAUCUGAUACUCCUUCACGUUCUGGCUUUCGUCCCUUUCGAUCUAGACGUGGUAAGCCAGACCACAGGGAGGACAACUUUGGCAGUACAACAACUUUGACCCGACCAAGAGCAUCUACCAUAGAUAGUUCACAUCGACCCGAUUCCAUCUACCCCGAAUCAGAAGCUCUCCAACCGCUUCACUCCCAGCGGUCACUUGUCUCCUUCAAUUCAAGAUCAAGCAGACAUAUGGGCCCCAUGGAGGUUGAUCGUACCCGUACUCGGAGGGAGAGGACGUUUAUCGGCAGUGAAUGUGCCGUCUGCGAGGAGCCGCUAGAACAUAUCCUGCGAGGUGAACGUGUUCUGCAGCUUGCAUGUAGCCAUGUGUCCCACGAAGCAUGUUUCUAUGAAUUUAUCCGAGAAUAUGAAUCGGAAUACUGUCCGACCUGCAAUGCGCCGCUGGCCCUGGACACUAGUCGUGGUGGAAAUGUCUUGGAUAUGGAGAAAAUUAGUAAUAUUGUCCGCUCGGUGACGACGAUGAGCGAUACUGCCACAAUGCGGAGUGUCUUAACAACCCCGGCAACUCCAUGGGAACAGCCACCUCCAUCCGUCCGAAAGCCAAGUGAUGCCAGUAAUCGGUAUACCAACAAUAACAGUAGUAACAACAGCAACCGAGAUGAUGCUCAUCAAUUCGAACAACAAAGUCUUGAUGCCAACCAGCGGGAGCGGGAACGUGUUGAACCCCUGACCAUCAAUUCACAGCCCCGCCAACCUCAUUCACGGAACGGAAGUGCAGCCGGCUCCUCAGGUGAUUACCAUGACGGACAGCAUAUCAGCACUGGACGACGCCACGAUUAUGAUGUGCAAGCAAUGGAAUCUGACUUGAGUCCCCGCCCUGGGGUGAUCAAAAACCCGAUUCCUGCUCCGAUUGUGACCGUGCGAAGUGAAUUCCCAACUAUGAACCGAUCCCGUCACCAACAAUCACUCACCUGUCUGAUCACGGUUGAGGUGCCGGAGGGCAACUGGCUUCCCGAUGCAGAUGAUCUUCAAAAUCCUCCAGGUCAAUCGCAGCCGGAUGAGCCAUAUUCUGCGCGGUUUGGAGGCUCACAGGAUGCUCGGUCUCCCCAGUAUGAGCCAACAGAGAACAUGGAUGAGAUUGCCGAGGAGUUGAAGAACCGAGUGGACAACUGGCAUGGACUUGAAUUCUCACGAUUUGGCAAGCUGCGAUUGCAUGGCCAAAUGCGUGUUGGCAAGGAUCGGGAGUCAUGGCAAGAGUUGGAAUGUUAUUUGUUUGCUGAGAUGCUUAUUUGCGUCAAAGAAAAGAAGGUCUCUUACAAUGAGAUGGGCAAACGAAAGCCCCGUUGCACGCUCAAGGGCUCUAUCCUAAUCAGGAAGCAUUUGAAGUCCCUCGAAGCUGGCGUGGAAGAGCCAAUUCUUUCGUUGAACUUGACUGUAACCGAGUUGCCCUGCUUUUUCUUACGCUUCAAGUCACGCAGCCAGCUCAACAUCUGGCGCCGUGCUUUACUGGAUCUGCAUGUGGCGGAGAAUCUGUCGCGCCAGAGUGAUUUUGAGUUUGAUACUUCGGCUGAAGAGGACGACUACCGGACCGGCCGAAUUCAACGACAAUCUUCUACCAAUUCUUCUUACGGUGCAGCCAAGUCCAGCAAAUCUGCCAUCACUGAUUACACUAUACCGGAUUCGGAGGCUCCUCAAAUCCAGUCUUUCCACAUUCCUAUCGAUGUUGUCGUUGUGAUCCCCGUUUCUUCGUCCAUGCAAGGUCUUAAAAUUACCCUUCUGCGCGAUGCCCUCAAGUUCCUGGUACAAAAUCUAGGCCCUCGGGACCGCAUGGGUUUGGUAACGUUUGGCUCAAGUGGUGGAGGGGUGCCUUUAGUGGGCAUGACCACUAAGAAGUGGAGCGGAUGGAACAAGGUCCUUGAUUCUAUUCGCCCCGUUGGUCAGAAAAGCCUUCGGGCUGAUGUGGUUGAGGGUGCAAAUGUGGCCAUGGAUCUCCUGAUGCAGCGCAAGUUCAACAACCCUGUGUCCACAAUUCUUUUGAUCAGCGAUUCAUCUACUUCCGACCCAGAAAGUGUCGAUUUCGUCGUGUCUCGUGCCGAGGCUGCCAAGGUCAGCAUCCACUCUUUUGGGCUUGGUCUCACACAUAAACCGGAUACAAUUAUUGAAUUGUCGACACGGACCAAGGGAUCUUACUUGUACGUGAAGGACUGGAUGAUGCUUCGUGAAUGCGUUGCUGGUUGUUUGGGUGCAUUGCAAACAACAUCUCACCAAAACGUUAAAUUGAAGCUCCGGUUACCAGAAGGAUCCCCCGCCAAAUUUGUCAAGAUUAGCGGUGCCCUUCAAACUACUAAGCGAGCAACUGGCAAGGAUGCCGAAGCUGCUUUGGGUGAUCUGCGAUUCGGUGACAAGCGUGACGUUCUAGUUCAGCUGGUGAUCGAGCCAGACAACGCCACUCAGGAGAACAUGCCCCAAGACGCAUGGGAGAGCCUUGUUUCUGGAUUAGAGGCUCUGGGUGGUGGAGCUGACGGUGAUGAGCCCCGAGUCGUCAGCGUUGAAGAAGUUCCGUUGAUACAAGCCGACUUGACCUACGGUGACCUUCUUCGUGAAGGCCACUUGACUCAUUCGCCUCGUCCCUCUCUCCUCGCUAUUACCAUGCUCCCACCAAACCCCAAGGCCAAGAGUCAGCAGUCAAUGUCUCCGCAAAUUCCCCCUCACCCUUCCAUUGUACAGCGCCGCAUGGAGCUGCUUACCUCCGACAUGUUGACUCGAGCACUUACCCUUGUCUCGCGGGGCCAACAUGAUCGUGGAGAGCACUUACUGAAUGAGACUAGGAGUAUUCUCAAGGGCCUCGGCAAGGGUGGUUUACCACCACUGCCUCCAGCUGCUGCUCCACGUGCUUCCGGUACAAGUGACUCAGGCAGGGGUGAUACUCCGAGCUCAAACUCUCCAAAGUCUUCAAUCUACGGUGACGGUCAUGCCUCCACAGUCUCUGAGACCCCGACUAUCUCCCCAGCCGCUGCUAUUGACAAUCAUACAAUGACAGCCCUCAAUGCAGACCUGGAUUCAGCAUUGGAGUGGAUCAAUCACCCGGCAGUAUUCAGCCGUGACUCCCGCAAAGCUGUCCUCCAAAGCAUUGGUGUCAUCUCAUCCCAGCGAGGCUUCACCUACCGCACCCCCUCAGAAGCACACUGGGCACAAAGAAUAAGUGGUAUCCGCCGCUUAACAGACCGAUCCAAAGAUUGGCGCGAAAUGGGUGAUGAUGCACUGACCGAAGAAUGA